This is a messenger RNA of Notolabrus celidotus (New Zealand spotty), 3078 nucleotides long. RefSeq names its product CDC-like kinase 2a (gene clk2a). The record is from RefSeq and is a predicted model, not a curated record. Gene Ontology annotation, cellular component: nucleus. Gene Ontology annotation, biological process: protein phosphorylation; regulation of RNA splicing. Lineage: Eukaryota; Metazoa; Chordata; Actinopteri; Labriformes; Labridae. The transcript is spliced from 13 exons. The coding region runs from base 304 to 1887 and encodes 527 amino acids. Gene Ontology annotation, molecular function: ATP binding; protein tyrosine kinase activity.
CUGGCAGACUUUUCACAUGUGGUCAUUUUAUUUGUCAGCUGUAGGUCUGUUUUUUUUUGCUCACUGGUGAUCUGUGAAGUGUGCACCUCUUUGGGCGCAGGGAGGCGUUAGCAGCAGCAGCAGCAGCAGCGCCAGUCUGAACCAGAACUAGCUGUUACAGGGAGGAAGGCAGAGAAAAAGCUGGCAGCCUGCUAGCAACACAGCAGUUACCACUCGGCUAGCUGCAGUUUAGUAGGAGAAAACUGGAACGCCACGACGGAUUUCUUGUGGGACAAGCGUACAGGCCUCGCUGCUAAAACGCAGAUGCCUCACACAAGACGGUACUCGUCUUCGGACAGAGACAGUCGAAGCAGCUACCAAGACCGCUACAGAGACCGAGGUCGAAGACACAGGCACAGAAGAUCACCAAGUUACUCUUCCAGUAGUGACAGAGACAGAGACAGACGGGGACGAGGACACAGACAGGAAGGCAGCUAUGCACGUACAAGGAGUCGCAGCUUUGACAAUCGCUCUACGGAGCACCGGCCAUUCGACCGAAGAUACUGCGAGGGAUACAGACGCUUGGAUCAGAGCCGAGAUCAAGACCGGGACAGAGACAGGGAGCCACAUGGAGCAACAGAAAGUUACUACACACGAGACUUCACUCCAAACAUGUACGCCUACCGACGUGGCCGCGAGAGGGAACGUGAACGGGAAGAGUCUUACCGGCGGAAAGGCAGCAGGCGUAAGCACAAACGAAGGCGGCGUAGAACCAGGUCCUAUAGCCCAUCCUCCUCGCGGAGCAACAGCCGGACGCGGGCACUGAGUGUGAGGGACGACGAGGAAGGGCACCUGAUCUGUCGGAGUGGGGACGUCCUGCAAGAGAGAUAUGAGAUUGUCAGCACUCUGGGGGAAGGCACCUUCGGGAGGGUGAUGCAGUGCAUUGACCAUCGCAGAGGAGGAGCCCAUGUUGCUCUGAAAAUCAUCAAGAAUGUAGAGAAGUACAAAGAAGCAGCUCGCCUGGAGAUUAAUGUUCUGGAGAAGAUUAAUGAAAAGGACCCUGAUAACAAGUUCCUGUGUGUACAGAUGUACGACUGGUUCGACUACCACGGUCACAUGUGUCUCUCCUUUGAGCUUCUUGCUCUCAGCACCUUCGACUUUCUAAAGGAAAACAACUACCUGCCCUACUCCAUUGGUCAAGUCAGACACAUGGCCUACCAAAUCUGUCUCGCUGUGAAAUUUCUCCAUGACAAUAAGCUGACACACACAGACUUAAAGCCUGAGAACAUCCUGUUUGUGAACUCCGACUUCACAAUGUCCUUCAAUGUAGAGAAGAAGAGAGAAGAACGGACGGUGAAGAGCACAGCAAUACGCGUGGUGGACUUUGGAAGUGCAACGUUUGACCACGAGCACCACAGCACCAUUGUAUCUACACGGCAUUAUAGAGCCCCUGAGGUCAUACUAGAGCUGGGCUGGAGCCAUCCCUGUGACGUAUGGAGCAUUGGCUGUAUCCUGUUUGAAUACUACCUGGGUUUCACCUUGUUUCAGACUCAUGACAAUCGAGAGCAUUUGGCCAUGAUGGAGAGAAUCCUGGGACCUGUGCCCUCCAGGAUGAUUCGAAAGACAAGGAAACAAAAGUAUUUCUAUCGCGGCCGUCUGGACUGGGAUGAGAGCUCCUCAGCGGGAAAAUACGUCAGAGAAAAUUGCAAACCUUUACGGCGGUACUUGCUGUCGGAGGCCGAGGAGCACCACCAGCUGUUUGACCUCAUUGAAAGCAUGUUGGAGUAUGAGCCGUCCAAGAGGCUGGCGCUGGGCGAUUCCCUCAAACACCCUUUCUUUGAAAACAGUGGGGUCAGCGAGGCAGCAGGCAGCAAGAACUGGGAGGGUAACAGGGACAUCAGCCGGUGACCCGCGGGCCUUCAAAGACUGAAUAACAGAGGAAAUAAAGUCUAGGCGGAGCAGAUGAACUGUUUCUCAUUAAAGCAUGGACACGUUAACUUCCUGCUCCUCCACCCAGCCCUUAUGACGUCCACCUCUGCAGCCACAUGAGGCAUGUUUGUGCAGCAGAGACCAAAAUAAGACACAAACGAGUGGAAGAGUCAAUAUGAAUAUUUUAUUCUGGCCUCAAAGUAGCCCUCUAUGCAGUUCCUGUCUUCCUUUAGACUUCUGGACACUUUUCCUUCCAUCCGUCCAUAUAUUGUUUUCAUCAGCAUGUGAAGAAAAUCAUUCACAUUUCUGAGGAAAUAGGCACUACAGGAUCGACUAUAAACAAAGCCAGCUUUGGGAAGGAAAUGUUUUCUGAUUCCAAAGUCGAAUGAAAGUUGAAAAGAGGAGAUAGAGCUGUAUAUGCAGUACAGGUCUUCAUCCAAGGGGUUUUUCAACAUGGAGACAUGCAAAAUAGUCCAUUAAGUCAAUAUCGAAUAAUUCAAAUUGAAUAUAGAACUGUUUUGGAAAUUGUGUUUCAGUUUUCUUCUACAGGAGAACCUGCAUCACAUAUCACGUUUCUUUUUUAUGUUGAAAAAAUGACCCUUGGCGUGGAGACUCUUCUCUCCGGUCUGUUGGCCUGUUAUUAUUUGCAAAUGAGAUGACAAUGGUGAUGGGCACUCCUCACACACACAGGUCUCUGUGAUCUGAUUCAUGGAGAAUUAUAUAUGUUAUGUUAAACUUUCUGGGUUUGAGUGUGUGCGCGCGCGUGUGUUUGUGUAGGGGUGGGCUGGUGUGGCUGACACGGUAACAUUUAUGUUGUGCUCAGUGGCUUCUUUGUAGUUCAGGACUCAACAUGGGAACUUUCUCACACCUCUAAACACAUGGAAACAUAAACUGCCUUUUUCAUUGAGGUAAAGCACACAGCUCGUGGUAGUAGCCAGGGAGCCACACACAGCUCCUGUUGACAGUAUUUAUUUUGAGUUGCAGUAGGUCAAAGUCUCCACCCCCCAACCCCAUUUGUACAUUACUUUUUUUGUAUGAAAUUAAAGCGUAUAAAACUGUAUAUAUGUAACAUUCUGUAGAAUUAAAGUUAAAUCCUCCUUACCAAAGGCUCAUGGUGCUCUCUAUCAGUUUGGGCCUCUGGUAACUAAAGGGAGGCUAUCUGUCUUUAAA